AGCCUGAGAAACAAUGACGAUAAAGAGAUGUGCUCUCAAGCCUGGUGGUCGAAUUGUCUGCCUCGUUGAUUGGUUUAUGGUCAUGGGGUGCCCGGUCAGAGCAUGUCAGAGUCCGGGGGGAUGCAGAUGAGUGGGAAGUGUGAUUGUUGUUGUAUUUUGUUUUGUUUUUUCUUUUCUUUUGUUUCACAGAUGAGGAAGAACUGUUCUCUUCUACGAUACUUCAAAAGGGAAAACCAUAGCGAUCGAUGGUCAACAGCCACUGACUGACUACCUUUCAUCCCAAUUCCCAAUUCCCUUCCUUCCCUCCUUCCCUUAUCUUCCCUCUACAUAUCUCUUCGACACUCCCCCACUUCCCUACCAUCCCCUAUCAUCCUGUAUCAUGGCUCCCAAACGCAAAGCCAACAAUACCAAGAAGCGUCGCACAAAAGCAGAUCAACCAGGAACUGCUGCCACACCCACCGCCAGUCCAUCCAAACCUAACUCGGCUAACCAUUCCAGCCAGAGUACUCCCAACCAGCAGAACCAUAGCAGUCCUGCUACCCCCAUCCACCCCACUCCCAAUGGUUCCUCUCAAUCAGAUCAUCACCCUCAUAAGCACUCAGCAGACUCAGACCGAUCCUCUAAACCUUCAUCAGCGGCUACUACUGCUGGUAGUCAAAAGAGCCUUUCCGAUCAUCUGCCUGCCAAGUCCAACGACCUACCAUCCUCAGUCAAAAGCACUGUUAGCAACGUAGAUUCUGCUGCACUUGCCGAGCGAUCUGCUAACCUACCCCAAUCCAACUCUAACGGUAAAACAGACCACCAUCAUUCGAACCCCGCCAAUGAAACCGGCCGUCCUAACAAGUCCACCAAAGAACAAAAUUCCAAGCAAGCCUCGGCAGCUCAUCGUGUCCAAGAUUCUGGGGGACGUGAUGCUGAAAACCGCCCCGAUCCAGCAGUGGGUUCGAAAACCGACACCAAAAAGACUCAGCAGGCGUCCCACAAGGCGAGCACUAACAACCACUCAGACGAUUCACGACCCCCUAGUAAACAACACCAAUCUCUAGAGGAUCCGGCUCCGGUAAAAGUAGUGGCCUCUGAUCCUGCUAAGAAUUCCCAAAAUGGGAUGAUCCCAAAAGAAUCAGUCAAAAAUAAGUCUGAUCAACACAAGGAAUCUGAGACGGCGAGCCCAGUCAAAUCAUCAUCAGAGAACGACCCGGCAAAGAGCCUUCCAAGCUCGGCUAAAAAGCCUGCCAAACACGUCAAAUUUACGAAUCCUACCCUGGCCGACGAUCAAUCUUCUUCGGACACCUCAAGACCUACCCACGAGAACCACCGAAAGCAGGGCAGAGCCGAGACGGCAGAAGAGGCGGCAGAGCUGCACACGAAGCCCAAGUCCAUCCGUCGGGAGAUGUCUGGGGCGGCUGACCAGUUCGACUUCGAUGCCCAACAAAGGAUGUAUGCGGGCCCGGGAGGCGGAAUGGUGAAAAAAGUUUGUCAUCGUCGUCCUGUAAACGGUAACAGUUACCCCACCGAGAAUCAACGCGCGAGUGAUGAACCGGUCCACGAGUCAUCAUCCGACCGAUCCAGUGCGGCCUCUGCAGAAGAAUCGCGCGCUCGAAGCCGGGACACGAUCGGCUUCCAACAUGCCCAACGAUGUCUUCAAUCGAUCGUCGAAAUCCAGCACCUCAACGCCCAUCCAGACGAGCUUGACCCGGAUCUCUUGCAGAUCUACUUGAGUUAUUUCGACCAAGACCAAGACGGUUUAUUGGACCCCUUGGAUACCUGGCGGGCGUUCCGUCGUCUAGGUUUCGGCUUGCUCUGGGCCGUCGCUGCAACCUUUGCUCUUCAUCUCCUCAUCUCUCCCUUCAUCGGAAUGGGCUCCUGGUUCAUGCCGGAUGUCUUGGGUAGAUGCCAAUUGCCCUUAGGUCAUCAUCUUUCUGGUUCCUCUCGUAGUUCAAUCAACAUCGACCCGCAUGAUAUAUCGAAUAUAGAUAAAGAUCAUCCGUCUGGCAAAGUUGGUCCAUCAGCGUUAUGGAAGAAAACUCAAGAGCAUAUGGGAGCAGCCGAAAUGACUGAUCCUGUUGGGUGGAUCAAGUUCGUGAUUGGAUGGCUCAUAGCUAUCAGCUUAACCUGGCCUUCGGAUCUUAGCGUCAAACACGACUUGAUCAAUGGGGUUUAUAAUGGCGAACUCCUGUUUCUAGUUGCUCAAGGCGUCUCAUCAUAAAUAAAUACAAAAACAAACCCCCUAACCCCCAACCGACUGUCUCUCUGCUCUUUGGUCAGGGACACUUGCCUGGUGAUGAGUCGAUUAGUUCAGAUCACCACUGGCAUUCUCGUGAUCAACCUUCACCCCUCCCCCUUUCUUUCCCUUGCGCUCCCUUUUUCAUCCUAUUCUAAAAUAAAACGUCCUUCAAAAUCCUGAUGAAACUGAAGAACAAAACUCGUAGCACAUACACAUUGUAACUGUUCCCCUUUAUAUAUAUAUAUAUAUCAGUACAUACAACCCCAUAGAGAGAGAAAGAGAGAAUAUAAAGAUCAAGACGAAAAAGAUGAAAAUUUGUAACUUGUCCUCUCUUUCUCUCUCUUGGCAAUAUCAUGUACUUCACUUAUUACUUAAGCACUUAUUAUACAUACAUAAAUUUUGGACAAUUACAUACAUUUGUUGCUAGUUGAUCCACCAAAUGAGCCUAACCCUCUAUGCUCUCUUCUUCUUCUUCUUUUUUUUUUUGAGGUCAACAAGAACAGAAAGAAAAUAUUGUUUAUCGGACAAUCAGACUGUGUCUUUCUGCUAUGUAAUUUGUAAUUUGUACUUUGUUUUUGCCAUGGUUGAUUUGGUUGUAUUUUGUGUUUGAUUGACUUCAAGAUUGUUUUUUUCCGUGUUGUUGUUGCUGUAGAGUGAGUGACCUUAAGAAAGGUCCGCAAAUUAGUGUAUAUUUUAGAUAUACUAUGUUGGCAACACAAAACGAAACGAAACGUUAGGUUAUGUUGAGGUCCAGAGGGAAGUUGAUGAUAAUGAACUAGAAGGAGGCUGAAGGAGACCA
Puccinia graminis f. sp. tritici CRL 75-36-700-3 is the source of this 3023-nucleotide messenger RNA. RefSeq lists its product as uncharacterized. Bases 380 to 2206 code for a protein of 608 amino acids. The transcript has 6 exons. NCBI's taxonomy places the organism in Eukaryota, Fungi, Basidiomycota, Pucciniomycetes, Pucciniales, Pucciniaceae. The record is from RefSeq and is a predicted model, not a curated record. Gene Ontology annotation, molecular function: calcium ion binding; monooxygenase activity.